AUGACCAACAAGCUCCCUGGGGAGAAAGUUGCCAAGGCUCUUGCAGAUCACUUUGAAGACAAGACCACACCUGUAGUGGAACGUUUAAAGAUCUUCUACUGUUGUCAAGUGCCUCCACACUAUGCUGUCCAGCGUCAGCUUGCGACUCUUCUGUUUGACCUGGGUUGUACUAGCUCAGCUCAACAGAUCUUCGAGCAGUUAGAGAUGUGGGAAGAUGUUGUUAUUUGCUACGAAAGAAUUGGGCAACAUGGAAAGGCAGAAGAGGUUCUUCGCAGGGAGCUCGAGAAGAAGGAGACACCCACUUUGUACUGCCUCUUGGGAGAUGUGCUGAAUGACCACCAGUACUACGACAAGGCCUGGGAGCUAUCCAAUUAUCGCAGUGCCCGUGCUCAGCGCUCCAAAGGGCUGCUGCACCUCCGUAACCAUGAGCUCAGACAAUGUGUGGAAUGCUUUGAGCGAUCAGUGCAGAUCAACUGCUUACAGCUUGGAGUUUGGUUUUCUUUGGGCUGUGCGUAUCUGGGGUUGGAAAAGUUCGAAGGUGCUGCAAAAGCAUUUCAAAAAUGUGUGAUGUUGGAACCUGAUAAUGCAGAAGCUUGGAACAAUCUGUCAACAGCGUAUAUCCGAUUAAAAGAAAAAAGCAAAGCUCUGCGAGCUCUCCAGGAAGCCAUUAAAUGUAAUUAUGAGCACUGGCAGAUCUGGGAGAACUACUUAUUUACCUGCAUAGAUGUUGGCGAAUUUGGAGAUGGCAUUAAGGCAUACCAUCGACUCAUGGAUUUGAAAGACAAGUACAAAGAUAUUCAGGCUUGA
Rhincodon typus (whale shark) is the source of this 807-nucleotide messenger RNA. RefSeq names its product tetratricopeptide repeat protein 27. NCBI's taxonomy places the organism in Eukaryota, Metazoa, Chordata, Chondrichthyes, Orectolobiformes, Rhincodontidae. The transcript has 8 exons. The coding region runs from base 1 to 807 and encodes 268 amino acids. The record is from RefSeq and is a predicted model, not a curated record. Gene Ontology annotation, molecular function: protein binding.